This is a messenger RNA of Lasiosphaeria miniovina, 1047 nucleotides long. RefSeq lists its product as uncharacterized. NCBI's taxonomy places the organism in Eukaryota, Fungi, Ascomycota, Sordariomycetes, Sordariales, Lasiosphaeriaceae. The transcript has a single exon. Bases 168 to 797 code for a protein of 209 amino acids. The record is from RefSeq and is a predicted model, not a curated record.
CGCGCGUAUAGGCGAGUGCUGAGUGUGGAGAUGUGUGUAUAAGGUAUAUAUAUGCGAGACGGAUAUAGAUAGAUAGACAACAUGGGCGUAUGCCGUAUCUCCCCAAUCGAGAGGGUCGAGCAUGUAGGUGAUUCCUCAUCUGGGAUCAACGGCCAGGCGGGCGUGUCAUGGAUGGGGAUGGGGUGGUGGCCCGGACGCCGCCGAGAUAUUCGCCGUCCCGCCCCUUAGCUUCGAUAACGCCCCUUUCCUUGGUUGUGUCGAGCGGCCUUAUUUGGCCCAGUUGCUUACCGUCCCGCGCGGGUGCUCGUCCCGUCUCACCCUGCAAGAUAUGUAUGGUAGGUAUUAUCCCCAGACCGCCCCAAACUCGUUUACCCCGGAUUGAUCUUCGCCCAGGAAAAGGCAAAAUGAAGAAUCAGGUACGUAGCUCCGGAUACAUGGAGCGAGCAUCACCACGUCCGUGCCGGCUUUUCUCCUCUCCUGCCACUCUUUCAUUCUAUAUCGCCUUCUGCACCGACCGACACUCAGCAUUGGCCGUGCAAAGCCGGCGUGCACAGUUCCCGUGCAUGUAUGUAUGUACAUACAGGCGGACGCGCAGAGAUGCAGAGAUGCAGAAAUGCAGACGGCAUGCACGCGGCCAAAACUGCGGGGGAUGGAUGGAUAGGCAUUAUGUUUGCUUGCAGAAAGGCAGGCACCGCACGAGUCGCUCCCGUCCGCCUAAGUGUUUGUGUGUGACGUGCGAUAGAGGUGUAGGUUUCCGCCUUUUCGUUCUGCCCCUUCCUUCUGUUCGAGUGUUGUAGUAGUAUGCUCAAUACACGGCCAAACCGCUUCCCUCUUUUUUAUUCCCAGGUUGUCGCCUCGCCCGAGUGUGUCGAAAGUCGACGGCCACAUGGCGGACGCAUUCGGCCCCAGAAAGGCUGACUUCCCCGCGGGCGCUUCCCAGUCUGGGCAUAGGUAUGGUGGGUGGCUAGGCAUGUGCAUCAUCAGGCAGUUCGGAUCCCUCCCCUCAGGAGAGGGGUAUGUACCACAGCGUUUCCUGUUGCAGUUGGC